Emiliania huxleyi CCMP1516 is the source of this 603-nucleotide messenger RNA. RefSeq lists its product as hypothetical. The record is from RefSeq and is a predicted model, not a curated record. The transcript has 5 exons. Gene Ontology annotation, biological process: proteolysis. Gene Ontology annotation, molecular function: serine-type endopeptidase activity. NCBI's taxonomy places the organism in Eukaryota, Haptophyta, Isochrysidales, Noelaerhabdaceae. Bases 1 to 603 code for a protein of 200 amino acids.
AUGCUGCUGGCCGUUGCUCUCGUGUUCGCGGUGCCACGCGACUCGCGCGAGCUCGUGAUCAAAGGCGAUACGGCGCCACCGCACAAGUACACGCACGUUGUGUCGCUCAGACGGUCUGAAAACAUAAACGGCCCACCGAGCUACGCGGACAUGAAACACUGCGGAGGAGGAGGAAUCGGGUUCGGAACGGGGUGGCAGCCCUGCGGUUUCUGCGGCGGCUCGCUCAUCGCAACGAACGUCGUGCUUACAGCUGCACAUUGCUUCAACUCGAAUGGCUACAACUGGUACUCUCCUCAGAUGAAUAAGGCCAACGCCCCUUUCCUCUGGGUUGGCGUCCACCGCUGGAACCUGAACGACCCUGAUCACGAGGAGGUCGAGACCGACACGUGCUCGGGCUGGAUCAAAGUGGAUACCAUCACCAAGCAUCACGACUACGACAUGAUUAGCGACCAGAACGACAUCGCCAUUCUACACCUGGCCGGCCAUGUGGAGUGUGCAGAGACGCAGCUGGUGCAGCUCGACUCGAUCGAAUACUCGGUGUACGAUCGGUGGCUCUACUCCGAGGCGGUGGUGGUUGGCUGGGGAAACACACAGGCUGGAUAA